This is a messenger RNA of Mya arenaria, 7375 nucleotides long. Its product is annotated as wings apart-like protein homolog. The transcript has 19 exons. Bases 133 to 3849 code for a protein of 1238 amino acids. The record is from RefSeq and is a predicted model, not a curated record. Lineage: Eukaryota; Metazoa; Mollusca; Bivalvia; Myida; Myidae. Gene Ontology annotation, biological process: regulation of chromosome condensation.
GGCCAAGAUGGCGCCCUACAGUACAAAAGUUUUUUGUUUACAUUAAAAACUUGAAAUACUGUCUGCGAUUUGAAUCUUACAAGGUAUUCGACAUACAUUCUGUAUUACAGUGAUAUGCAUUAUAGCUGAAAUAUGGCAGAUGUAAAACGGUAUGGAGGUAGAACCUAUGGCAAAUCUGCACAGCAAGAUACAGCUGCCAGUAAGGCAUUUGAUGAUGUCUUCGCGAAACCAAAACAGGCCAAAUGGGGGAAUGUUUCAUAUGUUAAACCACGAGCAGAAGAUGAGCUCUCUGAAAGAAAGUCGACCAUAGAAGAAGAAAGUGAUGAUCCAUUCAGCUUUGAGUUUGACGGAGACAGAUCCCCGAAGAAAAAGCUUGCUAAAUUGCCACCUAGGACAGUGGUUAUGCAACCAGCAGUUCGAAUCACAUCAGCUGCAAAGAAGCCAUUUAAGACUGAUUGGGAUGAUGACAAUUUUGGAGGAGAAUUUACUGUUAAGAAAUCAAAUAUUCGUCCAUACAGCAAAAGUGCUGGAAGGCAGAUUAAAAAGGGAUCACCAGACAUUACUCAACCAAAGAUGGAGAGGUUUAUAAAAACUGAAAAGCAGAGCAAAGAUUUUCAUUCCACAAAUUCAUCUCAAGGAACGCCUACAACAAGCUCCAGCUCAGAGCCAAUUGAACCAAUAGAGGUGGAUGAUUUAGAUGAUGAUUUGUACAUUGAGCAUGAUGAUGGAUCUUCAAGCUCACAGCCUCCAGUCCCGGAUGAUACCUUGGUUUUAAAAGAAGAGAGCAUUUUCAAUAGACCAAAAAAUCGGGAAUCUCAUCGAAAUGUCACAAAUGCUGCAGGGGAAGAGAUCACUGUAAGGUUUAGAAGUCAGUAUUUGAACCCUGAGGUUUAUUCAAAGUUUACAGAAAAUAUAAAGCCCAGAGAUCCAGUCGGGAGUCUGUCAAACAGCAAAGUUGUACAUAAAAAUGUGUUAAAACAUGAUUCAGGUACUACGCUGAUUGUUGUGUGUUCUCCAAAAGGUGAUCAGGAGCUGAAACAGUCUAAUACACAAACAAAGUAUUUCAAAGACAAUGUUAAAGAUAUAGCAAAGUCCAAGAGAAAAAUGACAAGAGGGAGACCUAAAUCUCCUGAAAAAGAUCCGUUUGACUUAGAUGAAGAUGAUGAAGAAAGCAAAGACUCCCUGGGACCUAUGGAAACAGAAAAUGGUGAAUCUCCUUUUGCUAUUCCCUCAACCGAAGAAAGCCAGCCAAUAUCACAGGAGUAUACAACUCGAAGUGGUAGAGUUACAAAAACUGUAAGAAUUAUUGACCCUCCUCCAAUAAAUCCUGACCCUGUCGAUGUUGAUAAUAUUGUUAAGACUUUGAAAAGCGCGCCUCCAAGAAAGUACCACAGAAUUUUCCGAUCUCGUAACAAAGGGUUCAUGGACCCCAACGCAGUGGCAGAAGAGCAAGAACAAGAAAUCAAAGAUGAGCCCGGAGAGGAGUCAGUUACUGAGCCUAAAGCAGAGACAGAGAGUCCAGAAUCUAUUGCCACUGAAAGUGAAAGCACAGUGAACAGUCAACAGAAUGGAGAGACACUAAGUUUUCAAGAAGUGAUAGAAGAGAGUUCCCAAGAGUCAGAAAGUGCAAUGGAGACACAGGAUAGUAGUCAAGAGGCAGCCCCUGUGUUACAAGUUGUGGGAGAUGAAAGUGAUAUAGACAGCUCACAGAAGUCCACAACUAGUGAAGGCCAAGAAGCAGACAUUGAGCCAUCCUCUCAGGAAUUCCAAGAGCCACAGGCAAAGAAAGCCAAGACACUAAAGACACCGCCUGCUGAGAGGAAAAUAUUCCGGGCUCGAGGCUCAAAAGCUAACACAAAGCCUGGGGCACAGAAGAAGAUCUUUUCUAGUCCGAAAAAGGCUGCGGCCGUGUACAAUGUGAGAUCCUGGCAGGAUGAAGAGGAAGAGGGAAUUGGCCCAGUCUCUGCAGUUCCUACUCUGAGGCCUGUACUCUCUGACAUGGCCCCACCAGCCCCUCCAGAGCCCCCUAAAUUGAAGCCAGCGAUGAAGAAGGCCUCCAGCAUGCCGGCUCGAGCCCAGCCUGAAAUGCCCCGCCUGACAAGGGCUGUACACUGGCAGAGACAUGAAGAUGACGAUGCCUACACAUCAGUGCAUGUUAGCAAGGAACACAAAGAUCUGUUCACAGUUGUUAAGAAUGUGAAAGAAGCACAUGAGUGUCAGGAGCAUGGUGAAACUCAGGAGUUUGACGACGAUAUCGAGUAUUUGUUGGCAGGGAUAGAGUCUGUGGAGCCAAUGUCUACAAGGUGCCUUAGCUGUAUUGGUCUUGCCCAGAAAUCAACAAUUCCUGCAUUCCGAAUGCAUCUGCGAGCUCAUGGCACUGUAGCCAAGAUAUUUGGCUGUCUUCAGGACGCUGCCAGUGACCCUAGCUUAGCACUGUGUACAUCUACGCUGAUGUUUAUGCUGAGUCGAGAUCGACUGAACAUGGACCUCGAACAAGAAAGCCUUAACCUUAUGCUCCGGCUACUGGGAGUCGAUCAACAGGAGGACAUGGUCACCACGCUCAGUCCCGCAGCAGAGCGUGCAUUAAAGCGGAAUAAAGAUCGUGUUUUGGAGGUGUAUCGAGAUUUCCUGCAACAAUCAGGAUCGAAACAGGAGAUAGAUGUAGAGUGCCUCUCGACGGGUAAUUUGGCUAUGGAGUCCUUGUUAAGCUUGACUUCCCGGCGGGCAGGAGAGUGGUUCAAAGAGGAGCUGAGGACAUUGGGGGCCCUCGACCAUAUCGUAGAUACAGUGUGUUCAUGUAUUGAGGCGGUGGGUAACGAGGUCAGCGUUCUUACUAACAGCAAUAUUGAGAACCUGAAGAAAGUUGACAGAUGCUUACGGGUCGUUGAAAAUGUGACUUACAUGAAUGCAGAUAACCAGAACUACCUAAUAUCAUACAAAGACUCAGUGUUAAUACCAUCCCUGGUCAGGUCUCUGAAAGUAUGUCGUCAAUGUCUCUCUAUCUACCCCUUGAAAGAGGAGAAAUCAAGCAGCAAGGUGGACAAGGAAUCGUUUGGCUGGGUCAUAUACAGUUGCGCCUUGGCCAUACUCCGGGUUCUACUUAACCUUACCCAUGAUAAUGAUGUAGGGUGUAUAAAGAUUGGGGAGCAGCCUGUAGCUAUAGAGACAGUGUUACUGUAUAUCCUACAGUCCCCACAACAUGUUCCUGUGGACCUGAGAUUUGAUCUUUAUGUCCUGAGCCUGGGCCUGCUCAUCAACCUGGUUGAACAUAGCGAAGCCAACAGAAGUAGCCUUCUCACCAUGGAAACACAAGGAAUGUAUGAGCAGGCAGUAGAACAAGGGGGCAAGAUGCUGGCUUACUUGUCUCUAGUAGAGGUGUUCAAAAAGAGAGAAGAAGCAGCCCAACAUCUGGAGGAAGCAGAUGACCCGAAAACUCCAGAGAAAGCAUCUCCUAACAAGAGCGGAGAAUGGCAAGAGUCGGACUCAGGAAUGGAGUGGAUUAUUAACUCUGGGAAAAAAUCCGCAGGCAAAGAAGGGCCGGGAAAAUCCAUGGAGGAUGGAAAGGAAAAAGAUCUGGAUGAUGAAGAGACAUUCACAAAAGCUCUCCACAAAGCUGGUAAACACAUGGAGAACAGUAUCGUAGCAGCGUAUGUAGCUCUUUUGGUGGGAUGCCUUAUACAGGAUAAUCAGGAGUACAAGGAAUCUGUUCGCGGUCAGCUGCCUGAUAACAACUUUGAGGGGAUGAUCUUCAUGCUGAAGAAGUUUCUCGGAUUUAUGAACCUUACAAGUGGUACAGAAUCGGCAGGAGGAAAAUCCAUUCAAAAAGUGAUUGAGAUCCUUGAGAAAUGAGAUAAAGUGUGAGAUGAUGUAUAAACACCUUGAGAUAAGUUAUUGGUAGUUUUUUUUUACAGUCAGCAAGAGAUCAAGAUGAGAUAAUGAAUCAUUUGUAUAAUAAACAUAAGUGAGAUAAGUGAUGAGUAGUUUCAACGGUCGGCAAGAGUUUAAGAUGCGAUAAUGUAUCAUUUGUAUAAAUAAACAUAAGUGAGAUAAGUGAAGUGUAUUUUUAACAGUUGACAAGAGAUAAAGAUGAGAUAAUGUAUCAUUUGUAUAAAAAAACAUCAUGAGAUAAGUGAGAAGCAGGUAUAAAUAAACCUCAUAAGAUAAGAGGAAGAAACAAAGCAUAAACAACAUGAAAUAAAUCAGGAACGCUAUAACAAUCAGAAAAAGAUCAGGAGAAUAGUCCAUUAUUAUAUAAAACUCAUGAGAUAUGGAGAGAAGGCAUGAGAUAAAGUAAAUAAUUGUUUAAGACAAAACUUGAGAUAAAAAGUGAGUGUGACAUGACUCAGCUUAAGGUUAAAUAGGAAAUACAUGAGAAAUGAAGGUUUUCUUUUAAUGUGGUAGGUUUUGUUAAGUUAUAUUGAUAACAUUUAUAAAAUAUUAAAAGCUGGCAGUGAUCAUAGUCUGAUUGAGUGAGUGUAACAAAGAUUUGAAACAUUAAGAAGUUGAAUACGAUUUGCUUUGCCUUUUCUAAGUUCGCACCUUUUCCAGUAAUGUAGAUUCCAUUUGUAAACAUCAUGUUGAACAAGUUCUUCCUUCUUAAAUAUGUUCCAAAUGAUUUUUGUUGAUAUCUCAGACUAUAUUUAUUACAAAGUCAAAUUAUUUUUUUUGUGUCAAUGUGACCUGUAUAAAUGUUUGUCUUAUGAACUGAUAAACUGUAAGAGUUGUUUUUUGUGAAUGAUAUGUUUUUCCGCGAGCAUGUUUGAUAAAUCAAUAAGCAUAAAGGCAGGGUCUUUGUUUGUUAUGUAUUAUUAUGUAUUUUGUGCUGUAAAUAAUUAAUUUGUACAGUUACUUUGAAGGUUUUAAUUUCCUUUCACAAAUGCAAUGUUCAAUGUUAAAUGAUUAUCUGGUUAGUAUUUUGCACUUAGUGUACAGUUAGAGGGACUCAUCCACAGAUUUUAGUUUGAAAUAUGAAAUUUUAAAUACAUAUAAUUUGGUUAUUUCACUUUCUUUUUAUAUGAACAAACACCAAACAGCAGUGGGCUGAUACUUAUUUGAUCAGAACUUUUUUUUAAUCCAGAGCUAAAGUCAUUCAAUUUUCAAUAUCGUUACUCAUCCUUUUUGGCAAAAUAGACCAUUUCCUGUCAUUUGUUAAUAAAUGACAACAUGAUGAUUUUUAUCAAUGAAUUUUGUUCUCAUUUCACAUGAAAUUAAAGAUAUGUUGUUGAACCGUCCUUCUAUAUAAAAAGUGAAUGAGUCCCUUUUAAUUCAUAAUUAAAUUGCAUAUUAAAUCAGAUGUGAUGCAAUAAGUUCAUUUGAUUCAUUAAUAAUUUUUUAACUAUUAAAUGCCACCCUUUAAAUGUCGUAAAAUUGUUUCCUUAAAAUGUGUUCUUACUUCUGGUGACGUUAAUUGUUUAUAUUGAGAUUUUUUAAUUUGAUUUAAAAUCAAUUUUAUUUGAACAAAACUGGCCUGUAAUUAGAUGAAUAAUUAUUCACUUGAACUCCAAAAAGAUUACCCUCUGUCCCUAGAAAACGGUUCUGAAAAUUUGCAUGCAGAAAAUAACAUAUAAUGAUGGAUUUAUAUGAACAAAAAAAAAUGAGUUCCCCCCUUUGUUUUCAACUUAGGUAACUUAUUAUGUAUUAUUUGUUUAUAGACUUAUUCUCAUUAUUCAUUAGAUUGUUUUUUGUGUUUGUAAGUUGUAGCGAUAUGAUUGUAGAUAAUUUACAUAGUUUGGUUUUGUUUUUGUUGGCUGCUGACUGACAUUUGUUAACUAGUGCUCUUAGAGUUAUGAAUAAAUUGUUUGUAAAAUCAUACGUGACAUCACCAGUAAAAAUGAGUCCAGCGGAGGAAAAAAAAUCACAUGUUCAAUUUGCUAGGUAUAAAGCCUCCAUAUCAUUCAUAGCUUCAUUUUUGUUUGAAAAGAAUCUUCACUUUUUCACCUUGUUUUAAGUUUGUUUUAUAAUCCCAUCAUUUGGUUAGAUUUCAAUUUUUGGAGUUAACAUAAUACCUCCGCUAGACUAGUUUUUGCUGACGACUUCACAUACAUGAAUAAAGUGUAAAUACGUAAUAAUAAGUGUUUAUUUUCCCACAAUUAAAUUUUAUUUGCACAUGUUUUUUGUCAUAAUAAUUACUGGGUUUAUGCUGAAAUUACAGAGUGACAUCAAAUAUAAUUCUGAUUUGUCACAUUCUGGCAAUUACCCCAUAAUAAUAUUUAAUGCAUUUUGACUUAGUUCUUGUUUAAUUUGUCUACACAUGUUACAAUAUGUAGUUUCAUUUUUUUAAAUGAUUUGAAUCACAGAUGUUUCAAUGUUAAAUAUUUGAAUCACAGAUGUUUCAAUGUUAAAUAUUUGAAUCAUAGUUGUUACAAUGUUACGGUAAUUAUAUGAAAGUAGAGAUGUUUCAUCGAUAAAUACUUGAAUCACUGAUGUUUAAUUGUUAAAUAUUUAAAUCACAGAUGUUUCAAUGUUAAAUGUUUGAAUCACAGAUGUUACAAUGUUAAAUAUUUGAAUCAUAGUUGUUACAAUGUUAAGGUAAUUAUUUGAAUCACAGAUGUUUCAAUGUUAAAACAUUGACUUGAAUCCCAAUAUUUGAAUUUAUCUAUGAUUUAAGAGACUAAUUGUGAUCCGCUUUUCUGUUUCCAUUGUUUAAUGAAAUAAUGCUGUAGGUUAUGUUAAUAGCUCAAGAAAAUAAACAGUACUUGAUACAUCACAUCAAUACAUAAUUUUUUCUAUUAUUUCUUUGUAAACAUCUUAGUUAUAUUGCAACGUGAAUAAGCUAAACAGAAUAUUCAGUAGUACCUUGCUUGUAGGUAAUUGUCUUUUGGAUAAAACAAAAAAGUAACUUUCAUUUUGUCUGUAAUAUAUUAAUUUUUAAUUCAUGUAUAUUCAGUGGUUAAAUUAUUAUGGUACUAGGGCCAUUAAAGAUAAUAUACAUAGACACUGUACAUAACACAUUAAAUGUAGGAAAUAAUUAUAUUUAUAAAUAUCACAGAUUGAUUUCUCUAAAAGCGCAAAAUUUAUUUUAUACAUGGAUUUUGCUUGAUGUAGAUAUUUUUAAGGGGCUGUAACAUCAAAAUGGGGUGACUAGGUUUGUUCAAAAUUAUCAAGAAAGUCUUACGAGUAUUUUUAAUGGCUCUCUUUUAAAGGCUCUCUAUUUUUAAUGGCUCUCGUACAAAUUGAAUGGUGAUAAAUAUAUGUGAAUGGUAAAAAAAUCAUGGUUAAACCAUUAUUGCAAGUAUUUUGUAUUGGACUGAAAUGCAAUUGGUGCAAAUGCAAUGAAUGUGAGUCAACCACAGUCAGAAGAACUUGAAUCUAGCGAAGCUUAUCGAAGUAGAAAGGAAGUUGAAACGUUGAUUAUGAAUAAAUGAUUUUCUGUACA